Drosophila persimilis is the source of this 4185-nucleotide messenger RNA. It is a transcript of the gene Top1, whose product is annotated as DNA topoisomerase 1. Lineage: Eukaryota; Metazoa; Arthropoda; Insecta; Diptera; Drosophilidae. The record is from RefSeq and is a predicted model, not a curated record. Gene Ontology annotation, biological process: chromosome segregation; DNA replication; DNA topological change. Gene Ontology annotation, molecular function: DNA topoisomerase type I (single strand cut, ATP-independent) activity; DNA binding. The coding region runs from base 361 to 3507 and encodes 1048 amino acids. The transcript is spliced from 8 exons. Gene Ontology annotation, cellular component: chromosome; nucleolus.
ACACAGGAGGAACAUUUCCUGUCGCCAUCGGCCAUCGUUUUGGCUCUUUAUCUGCUUCUUCUUACCCUUCUUUUCCCACAUUGAACAUUUUCUUACGCUGCGGUAACAACAACAGCAACAACAAAUAACAUCAGCAGCAAUCGAAAAACAUUAAUUUGUUAGGGUUGAUUUUUCACCACGUGGUGGCACACGGAGACGGAGGCACACAUACAAAAAAUAAAAAAUUAAGUCAAAGAGUCGUAGAAAAGGGCAAAGAAUUAGCAAAAGAAAACAUAAAACAUAUAAUUAAAUAAAGAAGUCAUCAGUUCAUGGUUUAUUUGUGAGAGGCACAGCUCCUUCGAAGGCACACACCCCAGCGAUAUGAUGGCCAUACAGACUAUCCACGUGCAAAAUGGUGGCGGCGGCGGAUGUGAGGUGCAAUCGAAUGGAGUGACCACCAAUGGGCACCACCAUCAUAAUCACCACAACAGCCACCACAGCAGCAGCAGCGGCGGAGGCAGUGGCAGCAGUAGCAAACAUAAAUCCUCCAGCAAGGACAAGCACCGUGAUAAGGACCGCGAACACAAGAGUUCCAGUUCCAGCUCGUCGAAGGAUCACAAAAGCAGCAGUCGCGACAAGGACAAGCACAAGAGCAGCAGCAGCAGCAGCUCCUCGUCAAAGCAUAGGGACAAGGAGCGCGAGGGUGGCGGCAGCAGCAGCAGCACCAGUAAUUCGCACCGCAGCAGCUCAUCGUCCAGUCACCGGGACAAAGAUGGAAGCAGCAGCAGCAAGCACAAGUCGUCAUCAUCAUCGUCUUCUGGGCACCACAAGAGCUCGUCCCGCGAUAAGGAGCGACGGGACAAGGAUAAGGAUCAUCGCAGCAGCAGCAGCAGCUCCUCGAGCCGCGACAAGCAUCGCGAUCGCGAUCACAAAUCUUCAUCUUCGUCGUCAAGCUCCCGUGAUAAGGAGCGCAGUCACAAAAGCUCCUCGUCCUCCUCAUCGAAGAGCAAACAUUCCAGUUCGCGUCACAGCUCCUCCUCACAGUCGAAGGAUCCUUCCUAUGAUGGUGUGUUCGUAAAGCCGGAGCCCGUCUCACAGCCAGCGCAUGACCACAUCAACCACACAGCAGAUCUCUUCCAUCUGCAGCACCAGCAACAGCAACAGCAGCAGCAGCAGCUGCUGGAUGUCCCCGAUUCUGCACUCUGCAAUGGCCUUAGCAGCGGCAGCAGCAGCGGCGACCUCGGUGGCCAUGUCCCUGGCAGCGGCAUCGGCGUCGGUGGCGGUGUCUAUAAAAACGGAUACGAGGAGAAUGUUAUGGUUAUCAAAAAGGAGGAUGAGAGCUUCAAUCUGUCGCAGGCCAGCUCCUGUGACUACUCCAUGUCCCAGUUCCGAGCCGAUGAGCCACCGUUCACAGUCAAGCAUGAGGAUAGUACCUACAACGAGGAAGAUAGUACCAUGAACGAUAACGAUAACGAUGAGGAUGAGGAGAUGGCCGUCGACGAAGAUGCCGACGAUGACGAGGAGGAUGUACCCCUGGCCAUGCGCAAGCGCAAGCAGGAGGCACCAGAUCACAGCCAGAGCCACAGCCACAGCAGCAGCCACAGGGCCCACCAUGAUGGUAACGAUGACGAUGAUGACAUUCCCCUGCUGGCGCGCAAGAAGGUCAAAAAGGAGCACAAAGAGAAGUCCAACAAAAAGAAGCGUAUCAAAGAGGAGGCCGACGACGAUUACGGCAGCAGCAAGCACAAAAAAAAGAAAAUCAAGAAGGAGUCUUCCGAGAUCAAGACCGAAGUUGUGUCUCCCACCAAGCGCAAGGGUGCCAAGGAGGAGGAGGAAGAAGUGUGGAGAUGGUGGGAGGAGGAGAAGCGCGAAGAUGGCGUCAAAUGGUCAACGCUGGAGCAUAAGGGACCGGUAUUUGCACCGCCGUACGAACGUGUGCCUCGCAAUGUGCGCUUCUUCUAUGACGGGCGACCGUUGGAUCUGUCCGAGGAGACGGAGGAGGCGGCCACCUUUUAUGCGAAGAUGUUGAAUCAUGAUUACUGCACCAAGGAUAUAUUCAACAAUAACUUCUUCAAGGACUUCCGCAAAUCGAUGACGUCCAAGGAGAAGGAGAUAAUCAAAGACUUCCGCAAAUGCAAUUUCCAAGAGAUGCACGAAUACUUCCAGGCCGAGUCCGAGAAGCGUAAGCAAGCGACCAAGGAGGAGAAGCUGGCCAAAAAGAACGAGAACGAGGCCCUGAUCAAGGAGUAUGGCUUCUGUAUGAUCGAUGGCCAUAAGGAAAAGAUCGGUAACUUUCGUUUGGAGCCUCCAGGACUGUUUCGUGGUCGCGGCGAGCAUCCAAAGAUGGGGAUGAUCAAGCGCCGCAUCGGCGCCUCUGACGUUUCGAUCAACUGUGGAAAGGAGUCAAAGGUGCCACCACCGCCGCCUGGCUCGCGAUGGAAGGAGGUGCGACACGACAAUACCGUCACCUGGCUGGCGUCCUGGAUCGAGAAUGUCCAGGGACAGGUCAAGUACAUUAUGCUGAAUCCGUCGUCAAAGCUGAAGGGCGAAAAGGAUCACAUCAAAUACGAGACGGCGCGCCGAUUGGACAAGUCCAUUGAUAAGAUUCGUGCCACCUAUCGCGACGAAUGGAAAUCGAAGGAGAUGCGUGUGCGACAGCGGGCCGUGGCCCUGUACUUCAUCGACAAGCUGGCGCUGAGAGCGGGCAACGAGAAGGACGAGGAUCAGGCGGACACCGUUGGCUGCUGUUCGCUGCGCGUCGAGCACGUUCAGCUGCACAAGGAGCUGAACGACAAGGAGAAUGUGGUCGUGUUCGACUUCCCCGGCAAGGAUUCCAUACGCUAUUACAACGAGGUCGAGGUGGAGAAGCGCGUCUUCAAGAACCUCGAACUCUUCAUGGAGCACAAGAAGGAGGGCGACGAUCUAUUCGAUCGCCUCAAUACCCAAGUUCUGAACGAGCAUCUCAAGGAGCUGAUGGACGGACUCACGGCCAAGGUGUUCCGCACAUAUAACGCAUCGAAAACGCUCCAAAACCAACUGGAUUUGCUCACCGAUCCGAGUGCGACGGUGCCAGAGAAAUUGCUCACCUACAAUCGGGCCAAUCGUGCCGUUGCCAUUCUGUGUAACCAUCAGCGCUCCGUGCCGAAGGGCCAUCAAAAGUCCAUGGAGAAUCUAAAGGAGAAAAUACGCGCCAAGCGCGAUGCCAUCGAUGAUUGCGAGUCCGAAUACCAUGAUUUGAAAAAGGCUGCCAAGCGCGGCUCGGUCAAGGAGAAGGUGAAUGCCGACAAGAAGGGCAAGCAGCUGGAGCGUCUGAAGGACCAGCUUAAGAAAUUGGAACUACAAGAGACUGAUAGAGACGAGAAUAAGACCAUUGCCCUGGGCACAUCUAAACUAAAUUAUCUCGAUCCACGCAUAUCGGUGGCUUGGUGUAAAAAGAAUGGAGUACCGAUCGAGAAGAUCUUUAACAAAACGCAAAGAACCAAAUUUCUGUGGGCCGUGCACAUGGCCGAUGAGAAUUAUCGUUUUUAAAUAUAUACUUCUCCUCCGAAUAUCCACACAUGCCCACACCCACACCACCUACUCACACACACUACACACACACACAUGUGCAUAGACAGUGCAGGAUAAGGAUAACACCCUAGCCAAAACCAUGCCCACCAGGGACACCAGGAACACUAGGAACACGCCACAACAGGACGGCACAAGGGACAACCGGAACGGACACGGGUGUUUUAUGCAAACUGUAAUGCAUAUUGAUGGGUAUCCUGUCCACGGUAAUCCGUAUCCGGGGAUGUGUUUGGUGUUUCGUCUGUUUGCCCCCCGCCCAACUCCCCUACCCUCCCCCAUCCCUGGUUAUUUUUUUAUUUCAAAAAGUGCGCCACUCCGCUGAAGUUUAACUUGCGAAUCGUCGUACACUAACUACCCACACACACACACAGACAGACACACAAGCUCACACUUUUAUAUAGAUAUACUACCUAUAUAUGCUAUAUAUAUGGUAUGUGCAUGUGGGCGUAUUCGAUAAUCAGAAAAAAAAAACAACAAAAAACUUAAUUUAAAAGCGAACUUUUUGUAAAUGGAUGACAACAUUCGGUCGUCAUCCGGUGUCGUCUGCUGUCUUAUAACAAACAAAAAAAAAAGCAAAAGAACAUAAUUUUUCUAUGUUAAGCCUUUAAAAAAAAUAAACUUUUUUUUGAAAUAGGUCUU